AAAGAAAAUACAAUUAUACAACAUUAUUCAUUGCUGCAUUGUUCUUUCCAUUAAUUCUGCAGGAAAAAAUUCCUCAAGAUCAAUCUCUCAAUUAUGCAGUGAAAAAUUUAAUUAAUUCAAAGUUUCUGACUUUUCAGGAAGGAAAAUAAAAAACUUCCUUUUCUCCUCUGUGUAAAUGUGGAAAUCUCUGGCUGAGUUAAUGGUUCAUAUGCUUCGCCACAUAUCCAUCCGCCAUUAAAAUAUUGACAUUGGGGGUCAUGCAUUUUCGAUAUCUCUCAAACCCUCCUCUGCGCCUCUUGAUUAAAGGUUCAAUCGUGAUAGUUCAAAUUCUGAAUAAAAUUACUCCGGUCUUCUCUGAGUUAUAUACUGCAAGGAAUGGACACUUCUUGUUGAGAUAAGACUGCAAAUUUCGAUUUCAGUCAUCAUUUUGUGAACUUUUUGGUUUAAUGAAUAAAUUUUCUGUUGAAAUGGACAAUGGGGAGCUCGAUCAAUUAUUAUCAUGUUUGGAUAUGGUAAAUGCUCAAGCCAGUUGCUCAUUUGACAUAGACGAGUUUCUCAGUCGGACAGAGGCCUGCAACGAUUCUCUUGGUCGGACAGAGGCCUGCACUGAUUCUCUUGGCCGUACACAGGCCUGCACCCAUGCCCAUGCUUGCAAAACAGUUGGUCCUGAUAACUCCCAUACGCACACUUGUUACCAUAUCCACACGCAAGUUGUGCCUGCCCCUAGUGAAGUUCCAUCCCCAAGUGAUGAUACUGCAGAGUCAGUAGAGAAUAAAUCUAAGAAACGCCCUGUAGGUAAUCGUGAAGCUGUACGCAAGUAUCGUGAGAAGAAGAAGGCUCGUGCUGCAUCGUUGGAGGAUGAAGUUGUUAGACUGAGAGCUUUGAAUCAGCAGCUAAUGAAGAGGCUUCAAGGUCAAGCUCUAUUGGAGGCUGAGAUUGCUAGGCUCAAGUGCCUGCUCGUGGACUUUAGAGGAAGAAUUGAAGGCGAAAUCGGAGCUUUCCCCUACCAGAAGCCCCACAAGAGUGGUGAUGUCUAUCAAUACCUUGUAAAUGCUAGUCCUGGUACCUAUGUGAUGAAUCCAUGUAACACGCAGCAAAGCGAUCAGCUUCAUUGCCUUCAUCCUGGAUCAGAACGUGUUGCAUUAAAUGGUCAAAGCAUCAGUGACUGUGGAUUUGACACACUGCAAUGUUUGGGGAAUCAAAAUUCUGGUCUUAAAGCUCCUCCUGGUUGUGAUAUUGGUAGUGGUUCUACUGGCAAUACAUCCAAAGGGAAUAGGAGAAAAGGAGGGGCACGUGCGGCAACAGCUAGUUGAAGAACUGUUCUGAUGGAGGCAUCAUAAUUUUGAGGAUAAGCUUAACCAAUUUUUCUUGCUUCUUCCAUUUUUAAGAUUAGAACUAGCAUCUCUUUUUCGUGAAGGUAAAAAUUGCUAUGUAGUUGGGGUUCUAGUGAUUGCAAGAAUAUCGGGGUUUUAUUUUCCUUUUUGCUUAUGAUGGAAUGUAAAGCAAGGGACUCUAAUGGAGCAUAGCUAGCAGUACUUAAUGAAGACUGAAGAGGAUACUGAGAUUUCUUCAGCACCGUACUAUUCCUACAAUAAAACGAAAUAUUUGUUUUCAUAAUUUUUGUAUUUUGAUUGUUCUCUGUUUUGAGGUUUU
This is a messenger RNA of Olea europaea var. sylvestris, 1653 nucleotides long. RefSeq names its product basic leucine zipper 23-like. Gene Ontology annotation, molecular function: DNA-binding transcription factor activity, RNA polymerase II-specific; RNA polymerase II cis-regulatory region sequence-specific DNA binding. The coding region runs from base 447 to 1313 and encodes 288 amino acids. Gene Ontology annotation, biological process: regulation of transcription by RNA polymerase II; DNA-templated transcription. The record is from RefSeq and is a predicted model, not a curated record. NCBI's taxonomy places the organism in Eukaryota, Viridiplantae, Streptophyta, Magnoliopsida, Lamiales, Oleaceae. The transcript has 3 exons.